CAAUUACAUCCCUUCCACUACAACAAUUUCUCAAUACCAAAUAAAUACUACUCUAUACAUAUUAAAUGGCUUGCCCAAGCGAUUGGCCCGAGCCCAUAGUCCGGGUCCAAUCCCUAUCUGAGAGGUGCGGGGGCGUGGGCCGGAUCCCCGAGCGGUACAUGAAGCCCGUGGAGUCGAGGCCUUGGUUGACCGAAGGAGGCGAAGAGGCCAACAUUCCGGUGAUUGACCUCGCGGAAGAGGGGGAGAUUGGGGGCCGUGUGGCGGAGGCGUGCCGCGAGUGGGGUUUCUUGCAGGUGGUGAACCACGGGGUGUGCCCGGAGCUCAUGGAGGCCGCUCAGGAGGUGUGGCGCCAGUUCUUCCUGCAGCCCAUGGAGGUCAAGCAAGCCUACGCGAACUCCCCGGCCACCUACGAGGGCUAUGGCAGCCGCCUCGGGGUCGAGAAGGGCGCCAUUCUUGACUGGAGCGAUUACUACUUCCUUCACUACCUCCCUUGCAACUUGAGGGAUGUUAACAAGUGGCCUUCCCUCCCCAUUUCUCUAAGGGAGGUGAUGGAUGAGUACUCAAGGGAGAUUGUGAGGCUAGGUGGGGUUUUGCUAAAGAUGCUGUCGAUAAGCCUCGGAUUAAGACAAGAUUUUCUACAAAAUUCGUUUGGAGGAGAGGAUGUUGGGGCGUGUUUGCGGGUCAAUUACUACCCGAAAUGCCCGCAGCCGGAUCUGACCCUAGGAUUAUCCUCGCAUUCGGAUCCGGGUGGGAUGACGUUUCUGCUCCCAGAUCAGAAUGUCCCGGGGCUCCAAGUUCGAAGGGGCGACAAUUGGAUCACGGUCAAACCCGCCCGACACGCCUUCAUUGUUAACAUUGGUGACCAAAUUCAGGUGUUGAGCAAUGCUAUCUACAAAAGCGUUGAGCACAGAGUAAUUGUGAAUUCCGCGCAAGAGCGCAUUUCACUGGCCUAUUUCUAUAAUCCAAAGAGCGACUUACUCAUUAAACCGGCGAAGGAAUUGUUGGCACCGGACAGACCCGCACUGUACCCAGCCAUGACCUUCGAUGAGUAUAGGCUCUUCAUUAGGACCAAGGGCCCUAAGGGAAAAUCUCAAUUAGGAGAAUCUUAAAAUCUCCACAUAAAGUAGUAAUAGAAUUGCUUUAGCCGUGUCUUAACUACUCAUUUAUCUUUAGAUUAAUUUGGAUAUAAUCAAUAUAUUUGCUAUCGACUAUUAUCAAAUUUGAUUGUAUAGGAGUAUAUUGAAAUGAUAUACACUAAAGUGAAUACAUAAUACAGAAUUACAAUAUUAUUGUACUACGCGUGUUGAUUUCUGACUAAGUUGGUGAUUAACAA
Salvia splendens (bonfire salvia) is the source of this 1333-nucleotide messenger RNA. Its product is annotated as jasmonate-induced oxygenase 2. The record is from RefSeq and is a predicted model, not a curated record. The coding region runs from base 66 to 1109 and encodes 347 amino acids. NCBI's taxonomy places the organism in Eukaryota, Viridiplantae, Streptophyta, Magnoliopsida, Lamiales, Lamiaceae. The transcript is spliced from 3 exons.